This is a messenger RNA of Ylistrum balloti, 521 nucleotides long. Its product is annotated as brevican core protein-like. The transcript is spliced from 5 exons. The coding region runs from base 1 to 486 and encodes 161 amino acids. Lineage: Eukaryota; Metazoa; Mollusca; Bivalvia; Pectinida; Pectinidae. The record is from RefSeq and is a predicted model, not a curated record.
AUGUUGUUAAGCGUUGCCGUAUGGGGAAUUUUACUGGUUUAUGUUGACGCACAGUCCUUCUGUCAAGAAGGUUGGGUUGGUAAUGCAGAGUCGUCAUGCUACCACAUCAGCAGAGACACAGAGGAAUGGGUGACAGCAGAGGAAAUGUGUAAACUAUAUGGUGCCACUUUGGUGAAUAUUGAAACCCUUGACGAGGACAGGUUUCUCUCCGAAUAUCUAAGAAAUUUCAGUAAAGUGUACCCUAGCCAUGAGUUUUGGAUAGGCUUGACGGACUGGGAGGUAGAGGGUCACUUUCUUUGGGUCCCCGAGCGUUUGACACCAUUGUAUUACAACUGGGGCCCUUCGGAACCAGACAAUGAUCACCUAGACCAACACUGUACCAUUAUAAACACACGAGAACAUUACCAGUGGUACGACCGCACGUGUAACCAACAGUACAACUACAUUUGUGAGAAGACAACCAACCCAGGGAUUGUCAUCGGAUGAUCACAGAGGAGGACAUGUUAAACGGACUUUAGGAG